AGAAGAUACAGGAGGCAGAGCGCGGCGCUCGCCAGCAUCCCCAUCGCUUCGGAGCGACUCCGGCGUGUCCCGGCCCCGCCCGGCCGCCCCCUCCGCCGGCCAGCGAGCCCAGGGACCCCCUCCUGCCCCACGCCCGGCACCAUGUCUGCGGGAGGAGACUUCGGGAACCCCCUGCGGAAAUUCAAGCUGGUUUUUCUGGGGGAGCAGAGCGUUGGGAAGACGUCCCUUAUCACAAGGUUCAUGUACGACAGUUUUGACAACACGUAUCAGGCUACAAUCGGAAUUGACUUCUUAUCAAAAACCAUGUACUUGGAAGAUCGGACAGUCCGAUUGCAGCUCUGGGACACGGCGGGCCAGGAGAGGUUCCGAAGCCUGAUCCCCAGCUACAUUCGUGACUCCACAGUGGCCGUGGUUGUCUAUGAUAUCACAAAUCUUAACUCCUUCCAGCAAACAUCCAAAUGGAUUGAUGAUGUCAGGACAGAAAGAGGAAGUGAUGUCAUCAUUAUGCUAGUGGGCAACAAGACAGACCUCGCAGACAAGAGGCAGAUAACAAUUGAAGAGGGAGAACAGAGAGCCAAAGAACUGAGUGUCAUGUUUAUCGAGACCAGUGCAAAGACAGGCUACAAUGUAAAACAGCUGUUCCGACGUGUCGCCUCCGCACUGCCCGGCAUGGAGAGCAUUCAAGAGAAGAGCAAAGAAGGAAUGAUUGACAUCAAGUUGGACAAACCACAGGAUCCUCCAGCCAGUGAAGGCGGGUGUUCUUGCUAAUACAGAGCACAGGAUUGGUCAGCUUCAUUUGAUACCACACGCUUGUUGUGUUGCUUCCUAUUGGUUAGCUUCCUAA
This is a messenger RNA of Mauremys mutica (yellowpond turtle), 844 nucleotides long. It is a transcript of the gene RAB6B, whose product is annotated as RAB6B, member RAS oncogene family. The transcript has 8 exons. The coding region runs from base 142 to 768 and encodes 208 amino acids. NCBI's taxonomy places the organism in Eukaryota, Metazoa, Chordata, Testudines, Geoemydidae. The record is from RefSeq and is a predicted model, not a curated record. Gene Ontology annotation, molecular function: GTPase activity; GTP binding.